Molecule: messenger RNA, 1279 nt
Organism: Paramacrobiotus metropolitanus
Lineage: Eukaryota; Metazoa; Tardigrada; Eutardigrada; Parachela; Macrobiotidae
Product: phytanoyl-CoA dioxygenase domain-containing protein 1 homolog
Exons: 6
Coding region: 61-1083 (340 amino acids)
Source: RefSeq, a predicted model, not a curated record
CUUAAAUUGGCGUAACAACAAGUUGGCAGUUUCGUUGAUGCACCUGUAUUACUCGUACAUAUGCUUACGGUUAUCACGAGACGUUGUGGCACUAUUACCGGCUAUAUAACCGCGAUCUGGGGAGCAGGAAAGUUAGUUGCAUCUCAGUUAGUCGUUCGCCGUACACUAAUAGUCGCAAAAAUGUCCCAGCCGGAUUACGUCCAAGAGUUCAAUAAAAAUGGCUACGCGGUUAUCCCGAAUUUUCUCUCGCCGCAAGAGGUUGUCGCGUUGAAGAGCGCUAUGGCCCGCAUUAUCGACGAGAUGGAUCCCAAAGAUCACAGCCGGCAUAUCUUCCACCAUCCGGAUCAGGAGAGCACCCACAGCCAGACGAAGAGCGAUAGUUUCGACGAUUACUUCCUGAACAGCGGCGACAAGGUGCGCUUCUACUUCGAACCCAAAGCAGUCCGGGAGGACGGCAGCCUCACCGUGCCGAAAGAUCGCGCCAUCAGCCGAGCCGGAUACGCCAUAGGUUGGCUGGAACCAGCCUUCAAGAAAGUGACCUUCAGCGAGAAAAUCAAGGAUAUCUGUCGGAUGAUGGGCCUUGUCGAUCCUCGACUGGUGCAGAGCGUGUAUCUUUUUAAGAAUCCUCUACUGGGACAGAAAGUAACGACUCACCAGGAUUCCACGUUUCAAAACGUCGACCCGCCGGAGAAACUCCUAGGUUUCUGGAUUGCCUUGGACGACGCGGCAGUGGAAAAUGGAUGCCUGCAUUUCAUGCCGGGAACACAACAUGUGCCUCCAACUUGUCAUUUUAUCCGCAACCCCAACCCGACGCCGGGCAAACUGACCAUGAUGCGCGGAGCGGAACCAGACGAGAAAGAAUUUCCUCUGGAACGCUUCAAACCGGCACCGGUAUCCAAGGGUUCCUUGGUGCUAAUCCAUGGCAAUGUCAUCCAUAAAAGUGAAGAUAACACGUCGGAUAAACCGCGCAAUGCCUACACCUUCCAUGUGGUGGAUUUCAAUAAUGCUCGAUACAGCCCGGAAAACUGGCUGCAACCGACCGAAGCGAUGCCCUUCCCAAAGCUCUAUGAAGUCCAGGUCUGAGAUUUCCACUUGCCACCCGGGUGCUGUGUGCCGGUACGGUGAAAUUUCCACUACGACUGAGGCGUGCGUUGGAUUUUAUCGUUAUUCGUAAUAAUUCGCAACCAUUCAGCUGUGUUAACAAUUCAGCAUUCUAAUAUUGUUUUGUUGUCGAUGUAUGAAAUGCAUAUUAUUACUAAUAAAUAAUAUUACUCGUGAA